AUGUCCGCCGAUCUCAAUUCCCGACCCAUCUUGUCCAAAAUCAAAUCGGGAUCACUCUUCGGACUGGCACUCAAGCUCGUCUACCUCUCCAUCUUCGUCUUCUACGACCGCCACAACAAGAGCUGCAAGAAGUUCCUCCUGGACUCCUCGACAAGGUGGUGUUCUUCCGCGUCAUCGUCGUCGUCGCCCUCGUCGGCUUCCACAGCCAACACUCCCACAACACCAUCGUCAACGUCGCUGUGGUAUUCAACACCAUUAUGUACGCCUCCCCGCUCCCCGUCAUGGCCAAGGUGUACAAGACUAAGAGCGUGGAGUUCAUGCCACUCUGGCUCUCCGCGGCCAACUUCGCCAACGAUAGCAUCUGGACGGCCUACGUAUGCUCUCAUUCAAGGGAUCGACUAA
Linum tenue is the source of this 402-nucleotide messenger RNA. The record is from the annotation of a GenBank genome assembly. Lineage: Eukaryota; Viridiplantae; Streptophyta; Magnoliopsida; Malpighiales; Linaceae.